UUUAUUACAGUUGCUAAAGACGGCAAUUAACCAGUACAGCCUGAAUUGCAGAAAGUUUUGACGUGAAGGCCAGUGUAUUCGGCUUUACGUUUACUUAUCCAGAACACAAUUUAAUUGCAUGCCUUCCUCUCUGAUAACACGAAUGUAAUUUGUUUUUUACUCCGGCUGCGAAGCACCAUAUCUUUAUUUGUAAUCUUUGCCGUGUGUACUGUGACCGGUUCAGACAUAAACAUGGUUCGAUUGUCAUCAUGUAUGGCGAACAAUAUUUAAGUUGUUGUUUAUGUGUUUAACCCAAUUGUGCGCGAUGUGUGUAUGUUCAUUCUCACAGUGAAAAGAAAAUGAUAUGAAGUAUUAGUGUUAUUAGUGUUAUGCUGUGGUUCGAGUUAAGAGCGGUCAGCGCUGAUGACCCAGUGUUUACAAGAUGAAUAUGGGCAGAGAGAUUGGAAUAAUAAGAUAGUUCUGACUUCAUUUCAGCCAAGGUAUGGGGCUACCAAACAGUGAGACAACUGAGCCAACCACAGCCUUGGUGAGACGUAUUGGUUCUGCUGUGUUGUAUGGAGCGUGUUCCUUUCUAAUAACCGUGGUGAACAAGACUGUAUUGACAACUUAUGGAUUUCCUUCUGCUCAAGUUCUUGGUCUGGGUCAGAUGGCUGCUACCGUAGCAGUACUCAUUGUUGCACGGAGCAUCAAUGUGCUAUCUUUCCCUCCAUUUGAUAGAGGCAUCUUUCGUAAAUUAUGGCCACUGCCCCUGAUUUACAUGGGAAAUGUUGUCUUUGGGCUCUAUGGGACAAAACAACUUUCCUUGCCAAUGCUUACAGUUCUGCGACGUUUUUCGAUUUUGAUGACAAUGGUAGGUGAAUUUUAUUUGCUGGGUGUUAGACCAACUACAGCUGUCCAAAUAUCUGUUUAUACAAUGAUUCUUGGUGCAAUAAUUGCUGCAAGCAAUGAUCUAGCCUUCAGUGCAGAAGGUUACAUAUCAGUUUUGCUGAAUGACUUCUUCACUGCAGCAAAUGGUGUUGUGGUGAAACAAAAGCUGGAUGCAGCAGAGCUUGGAAACAUUUCAGAGAAAAACAGGCAAUGUGUGACUGUUCACUGCUUGGUUGGUAAGAAGUUCGAUAAUAUUUGUGUACACAAGUGGACUUUAAGACUUUAUUUCCUAACAUCUGAAUAUUAUGCCAAAGUUAAUUUUAUUCUUUGCUGAUUUAUGAUCAGCAGUGCAAAGUACAAUUGUGCACUCAAAAUAAAACAAUUCUUUUAAAUA
This is a messenger RNA of Schistocerca nitens (vagrant locust), 1261 nucleotides long. RefSeq names its product UDP-sugar transporter UST74c-like. The transcript is spliced from 6 exons. Gene Ontology annotation, molecular function: GDP-fucose transmembrane transporter activity; antiporter activity. The coding region runs from base 482 to 1201 and encodes 239 amino acids. Lineage: Eukaryota; Metazoa; Arthropoda; Insecta; Orthoptera; Acrididae. Gene Ontology annotation, cellular component: Golgi apparatus. The record is from RefSeq and is a predicted model, not a curated record.